Echinococcus granulosus is the source of this 2511-nucleotide messenger RNA. Its product is annotated as Tyrosine-protein kinase-like 7. Gene Ontology annotation, molecular function: cell adhesion molecule binding. The transcript is spliced from 8 exons. Gene Ontology annotation, biological process: cell-cell adhesion. Gene Ontology annotation, cellular component: cell-cell junction. The record is from RefSeq and is a predicted model, not a curated record. Bases 1 to 2511 code for a protein of 836 amino acids. Lineage: Eukaryota; Metazoa; Platyhelminthes; Cestoda; Cyclophyllidea; Taeniidae.
AUGGUUGCAGCCGAAGAUUCACCGAGAGUGAACACAAGUGUUUCAGGCAAGGCCUUCCUAAAGUACGCAUUGGCGGAACUGUCAACGGAGCUGAUGUGUCCGCGUCCACCAGCAGCGCCAGAAGACGGUCCAGUGAUAGUGGUUUGGGGCUUCAUGACACGGCUGGGCGAACAACAGCAGCCCAUCACCUCCCUGCCCUCCGUGCGGCCGAUGGGUGAGGCCGACUCCAUUCUCAUCAUUGAUCGUUUCAAACCCGUUCACGCCAACUUCUAUACCUGCGAGGUUAAUGUCCCUACCACCUCCGAGCGCUAUUUCUACGUCUUUCAGGUCUAUUUGGCGGAACUCUUUACCCCAAAACCCUCUAACUUCGCACCCCGUCCACGACAAAAUCAGCCGCUGGCGAUUCGGUUAGGCGAGAGGCUGGAGCUUCGAUACUACGAGGAUCUGACUCCCUCGCAGUCCUACACCGCCGAGAACAUUUCUAAUCCCCCUCCACAAAUUGAAUGGUUCCGGCUGUCAUCAGGUCACGAGGAGCCCACAAGGAUACUCCCGGGAUCCAGCACUCACGUGGGCGCACAUAUGCGAAUUUACGUGAAGAAUGGGCGGCACUUGGUGAUCAAGGACGCCAGGGAAGAGGACAGCGACGCCUACGAAAUGGUUCUCUCUAGUGUCGCUGGUCGUGUCUCUGUGCCCUUCCAGAUUAUGGUCUCGUUCCCUCCCGAAUUCGAACCGGCGAAAGAAUCACAGACUUUAGACGAGGGUGAACCUCUCAUGCUCAGCUGCCAAAUUCGACGACGCGCCAUUCCUGGAAGUCGAAUUUACUGGGAGAAGGACGGUCGACCCCUGGUCAACUACGGAAAUGAUAUUUUGGCGGAGGGUGAUGGCGAACUCUUGCGUCUACCGCACGUGACCGUGGAUCAUCAAGGACGCUAUCAGUGUUUCGUCAUCACCGACGGCUACCCCAGGAAGUUCCCAGGUCAGAUGCAACACAUAGAGAUUCGCGGUCGGCUGCAAUUCGUCCGCGAAAUCAAGGAGCACUUCCUCGAGGUAAAUGUUCAGGGCAAGCUAACCUGCAAGGUGCGUGGUUACGGCCAACUCAAUAUAGACUGGUUUCGUAAAACUGUCAACGGCCUUGAGUCCAUCCAGAAACCCAACCAGGUUGAGAAUGGUGUGCUCAUCUUUCAGUAUGUUCAAAAGCAGGAUGCUGGAGAGUAUGUUUGCGUGGCCAGGUCGAACUACCGAGAUGAAGAAAUCCAGAUGAACGUCAAAGUCAUCGUGGGAGAGAAACCACGGAUCUCUGACAUCAGCACGAAUCAAACUAUCCAAGAGGGAAGUCGUCUGGUGUUGAACUGUAAGGCAUCCGGAGAUCCUCGGCCACAGAUAAGUUGGAUCGUAAAGAGGCCGAACAUUCGAGAUCCCUUCAUUUACUCUGCACUAAUGUCGGGCCAGACAAAUACAGAGAGCAUUUUGGAGAAUGUCUUCGACCCCGGACGGGCAGGAGUUGAGGAUGCAGGAGGCUCUCUAAUCAACCCCGGACCCCUUGACGAUCGAAUCCAAGUUCUCCCCAACGGGAGCCUUGUAAUCAAUCAGGUUCUGUUGAAGGAUGAGGCAGAGUACAUAUGCAUUGCUGGCAACAAACAUGCCAUUCAAACUCGUCAGGGUGUUCACGUCAGUGUUCUCACUCCUCAUGAAUAUGUUAAGCUGGAGCAUGGAGAGGAGACGUUGAGUCCGGGCAUGGCGAGGACAAUCGUUAUUGUUGUGAACUGCGCAAUUGCCUAUCUAGGCUUAAUCUUCGGGCUUACAGUGUACUGCAGCGUUAGGUACUUCAAAAAUCGGCGUCAUCGAGCCCAGAAUGCUAAGACGCCGGAAUCCGGCCACCUGAUAGCUCAAGGUGGACCGUCCCUGACUCAGGACAACAACUGCGUGCUCCUCCUCAACGACGAGAUGAUGACAACAGGUUCUCGAGCUCCCACAGGUUCACCUAACGAUACCUCCGCCACUGAUUUGGGGGUAAUGCAGAACUUUAGCAACUACCGUAACAAUGGCAGUGCCAAGACCUACUCACCGGCAAACAACUUUGUGAUGGGUAACGAUGGCCCGCCGCCACCCUCGCGUCAGCUCUUCCCUCCCACCACCGCAGUAGGAGGUGGCGGAGGAGGAGGGGGUGGGGCCAACGGCACUGUGUACCCAGUUAGUGUGACCAGCACGACCACUGGAGAGUCCUGUGGCUCUCGGAUGGUCGCUGCGCCACCCCCAACCCCACUGGACUCACGAUCGCAUCGGAGCGGACUUUCCUCCUCUGGCAACUCAGCCAGUGCCUACUCGCGGUCUCUCAUCAGCGGCGCCUCGAACAGCACAGGUCCUCCACCUCCGCCAUUCACUGGUGGUGGGGGCGGUGGUGCCUACACCGUCCACGGAAGCGGCGGUAGCGGGAGCAUUGUACUCAACGGCAGUGCUCUUGGUGGUCAAUACCACCACCCCUCCGAAAUGAUGGGCGUCUACAAUCACUGA